UUAGACCAACAAAACCAGUUAGACCAGCAAAACCAGUUAGACCAACAAAACCAAUUAGUACAACAGAACCAGUUAGUACAACAGAACCAGUUAUACCAACAGAACCAGUUAGACCAACAAAUAGACCAACAGAACCAGUUAGACCAACAGAACCAGUUAGACCAACACAUAGACCAACAGAACCAGUUAGACCAACAGAACCAGUUAGACCAACAGAACCAGUUAGUACAACAGAAACAGUUAGACCAACACAUAGACCAACAAAACCAGUUAGACCAACAAAACCAGUUAGACCAACAGAACCAGUUAGACCAACAGAACCAGUUAGACCAACAGAACCAGUUAGACCAACAGAACCAGUUAGUACCACAGAACCAGUUAGACCAACAAAUAGACCAACAGAACCAGUUAGACCAACAGAACCAGUUAGUACAACAGAAACAGUUAGACCAACACAUAGACCAACAGAACCAGUUAGACCAACAAAACCAGUUAGACCAACAAAUAGACCAACAGAACCAGUUAGACCAACAAAUAGUCCUACACAACCAGUUAGACCAACAGAACCAGUUAGACCAACAGAACCAGUUAGACCAACAGAACCAGUUAGACCAACAAAUAGACCAACAGAACCAGUUAGACCAACAAAUAGUCCAACACAACCAGUUAGACCAACAGAACCAGUUAGACCAACAGAACCAGUUAGACCAACAGAACCAGUUAGACCAACAGAACCAGUUAGACCAACAGAACCAGUUAGACCAACAGAACCAGUUAGACCAACAAAUAGACCAACAGAACCAGUUAGACCAACAAAUAGUCCAACACAACCAGUUAGACCAACAGAACCAGUUAGACCAACAGAACCAGUUAGACCAACAGAACCAGUUAGACCAACAGAACCAGUUAGACCAACAGAACCAGUUAGACCAACAGAACCAGUUAGACCAACAGAACCAGUUAGACCAACAAAUAGACCAACAGAACCAGUUAGACCAACAAAUAGUCCAACACAACCAGUUAGACCAACAGAACCAGUUAGACCAACAGAACCAGUUAGACCAACAGAACCAGUUAGACCAACAGAACCAGUUAGACCAACAGAACCAGUUAGUACCACAUAACCAGUUAGUACAACAGAACCAGUUAGACCAACAGAACCAGUUAGACCAACAGAACCAGUUAGACCAACAAAUAGACCAACAGAACCAGUUAGACCAACAGAACCAGUUAGACCAACAGAACCAGUUAGACCAACACAUAGACCAACAGAACCAGUUAGACCAACAGAACCAGUUAGACCAACAGAACCAGUUAGACCAACAGAACCAGUUAGACCAACAUAACCAGUUAGUACCACAGAACCAGAUAGUACAACAGAACCAGUUAGACCUACAGAACCAGUUAGACCAACAGAACCAGUUAGUACAACACAACCAGCUACGUCGACGACAUCCAUCCCACGAGAACCCACACGAUGACGAGCCUAGACAACGAACUCCACAUGAGAACCCAGGAAUAAAAUACCCCGGAAUCAUUUGUAUAGGUGUACUAAUGAUACUUUUCAUUGUGAUAUGGAAAAACAGCUCUGAAAAAAAGCAAACAGACUCCGUUUCUAGACAUAAAGAUGCAGAAACGACAAUAGGAGACACAAUCACUGAUUUCGACAAGGCACUUUACUUGCGUUCUCUUUCUGUUGAACACUCCUUGUUGAAGGUGGAAAAGAAACUGGAAGAUGCAAUGAAAUACCUAAAACAAACAGGCAAAAGAGAAAUACACAUUAAAAUUGAAACAGGAUCUGGAAAAAGAGUUUACCCUGCCGUUCGCGAAUAUCUGGCCCGAAAUAACUACAGAUCUUACUGGAAUCAGAACGAAGGCUACUUCACAGUUGAGGUAGUUAAUGAAUCUUACAAUGAUGAAUUUUAA
Messenger RNA from Physella acuta, 1926 nucleotides. RefSeq names its product putative mediator of RNA polymerase II transcription subunit 26. Lineage: Eukaryota; Metazoa; Mollusca; Gastropoda; Physidae. The record is from RefSeq and is a predicted model, not a curated record.